AUGCCCCGACCACGACCACCUCCCACUCCAGCCGGCUCGACAGACCUGAAAGCAGUGGACAAGGUUUUACACUCCUCGGAUAUGGAAACAAUCUUUUCUCUACCUCCUCCAGCAUUAAGAUCCAUCGAAGCACAAUCCCACAGUCAUAAUUCCAAAUCAACCACCCAAGAAUCCUCCUCUUCUACCACCAACACCACCGCCUUUUCCCAAAGCACUCCUCCUGUUUCUCCCAAAGACAAACCACUCACCUCGAGUCCUCGACACAAACGUACCGCAUCUGGCGCCGUCAAAGCCACCACGGAGUCUUCCUCCAACCCAGCCUCCAAUUCCUCCUACGCUCUCCCCCCACCACCCAGUCGAGCUCGAAAGAUCAUCCAAAUGAAGCCCAAAUCCACCCACAAUUCCUCCCCGGCCAGUGAUGCCAGUUAUCACCCUCCGGCCUCUACGGCCUCGAAUUCUGUCCCCAAAUCGACCGUGACUGCUGCAAAUUCCAAGCGCAAGCAACCUUCCGCUACGAGCGCGGCGGGGAGGAAAAUUGCUCGCAAAACCGCUCACAGUAUCAUCGAGCGACGUAGACGGAGUAAAAUGAAUGAAGAGUUUGGAGUUCUCAAAGACAUGAUCCCUGCUUGUGAAGGGGUUGAAAUGCACAAACUCGCUAUUUUACAGGCGGGCAUUGAAUACGUCCGGUACUUGGAGGGCUGUGUUGCGCAGCUCAAGGCCGAGAACGAGAAGAAGGGAGAAGAAGAUAAAUCGAGAAUGCAGCUUGAUGAUCAGAGAGAUGACGACGAAUUGGACGACGAAGAUGGUGAGGAGGAGGAAGAUGCGGCCGAAGAUCUUCCAGAUCCUGCUCCUCCCGCCAAAAUUCGAAGCAAUCGUCGCACCAUGUCUGCAGCCAACGAAUGGCCAUUGAGAGAUUCCCGCAAAUCUUCAAUUGCUUCGUUGAGCAGUUCAUCAUAUCCUUCCCCCCAUUUGCACUCUCAACCCCAAGGUCAAGUGGACGAACAAGGGACAACUCGAAAGCGGCCCUCGCUCCCCGCAGGUGCGGGAUCAUUCUCAGCCUCGCCAUCUCAAAUUUCCACCCAAUCAAAUGUCACCUCGGCCACUCCCACUCCCACUCUCCUCAGCCCUGCAUUCAACUCGAUCCAUUUCUCACCCGACCUUGUUCGGACUCAGACAAACAGCAGUGUUGGCAAGUCCGCCAGCAGUGGGAGCUCAGGUCUCAACCCACUAUCGACGUCAGGAUCCUGGACGACCGUCAAUCCGAACCCAAACCCGAGUCCUAGCAUGCAACCAUUACCCUCGCCCAAGGCCGCCAUGCAUCUUCCUCUACCUCAUCCUCCACCGUUGCCGUUGUCCAGCGCCAAUCUGCAACUUCCUCAACCAUGCAGCGCCACUCAGCGUGACAGAGAGACUCACAGUAAAUCUCCUGGCGCUUUGAGUGAUGGUUCGGGAACAGCCGAGGCCACUGCCAGCGCGGCGUUGAUGAUGCUGACCAACGAGUGGCGAGGCGGUGGGCGAGAACAAGCCGCUGGUCGAGGCGGUGUCGGUCAAGCUGGCGAUGCUAAAGAGAGAGGCAAGGGGAUGAGUGUGAGGGAUUUGUUGAGCUCAUGA
Messenger RNA from Rhinocladiella mackenziei CBS 650.93, 1611 nucleotides. RefSeq lists its product as uncharacterized. Bases 1 to 1611 code for a protein of 536 amino acids. The record is from RefSeq and is a predicted model, not a curated record. NCBI's taxonomy places the organism in Eukaryota, Fungi, Ascomycota, Eurotiomycetes, Chaetothyriales, Herpotrichiellaceae. The transcript has a single exon. Gene Ontology annotation, molecular function: protein dimerization activity.